AAAACCUUUCGCCCCUGCUUGAAAAGUUAUUAUUUUUCUAUUUUCUUUCUUGUGUGGGUUGAAAAUUUGCCGUGCCGUCGCAGGUUGUUGCCAUUUUUUGUGAUUUCGGGGGCUACACUUUCCCAACGUUUGGGACACGCGGUGUGCAUUUAACUGUGGGUGUGAUAAUCGUGUGGACGGAGCCGGAAGAAAGCGUCCAAGAGUUGUACGCGCCAUUCAUGGAUGUUCCCUAGGAGCUGUGAUCGCUUUGUUGUGUGUUGUGUGGUGUUGAUUGUACGCAGGAAGUGGAUAAAAACGGUGCCUAACUUUCUCCAUCGCAAGUGGUUCCAUUUCGACGAUUGAUACUGGGUACUAGGAAAGCCUACGCAAGCCUUAUCAUCAACGCCGCUAGCAGCUACAAUACCAUCGGUCGAAAAUGGAGCAUAUCAACACGCCAAAGAUUGAAAAUGUUCGCAUGAUUGACAGAUAUAACAGCAAAAAUCCAACCGUCGGUGUGCUGUAUCUGACGGCCACGCAUCUCAUAUUCGUCGAUCCGGAUGCCAACAAAGAGACAUGGGUCCUGUACAUGCACAUCGCGAACGUGGAAAAGUUGCCCCUGAGCACAACGGGCUCACCGCUGCUGAUACGCUGCAAAACGUUUCUUUCCAUCACGUUCGUCAUACCGAAGGAGCGCGAAUGUCACGACGUCUACACCACGCUGACGAAGCUGUACCAGCCGGUGCACAUCAAGAAUCUGUACUGCUUCCAGUACACGACCGCCGCCAAGGAGCUGCCCAAGGCGGCCGGCUGGGACUACUUCAAGCUGGAGCACGAGUUCAAGCGGAUGCGCGUCCCGAACGACCAGUGGAGUGCCUGUGCGCUCAAUCAAAGCUACGAGCUGUGCGACACGUACCCGCGCCAGAUCUACGUGCCGGCCGAUGCCAACACGCAAAUCCUGCUCGGCAGUUCGCGGUUUCGGUCCAAGGGUCGGCUACCUGCGCUUACCUAUUUGCACUCGAACAAGGCGUCCAUCUGCCGUUGCAGCCAGCCACUGUCUGGCUUCAGUGCCCGGUGUCUCGAGGACGAGCAAAUGCUGGAGACGAUACGCAAGACUAACCCCAACUGCAACUUUAUGUACGUCGUUGACACGCGGCCAAGGAUUAACGCCAUGGCAAACCGGGCGGCCGGCAAGGGCUAUGAGAACGAGGCCAACUAUGAAAACAUCAAGUUUCAGUUUCUCGGUAUCGAAAACAUUCACACGAUGCGGGCCAGUCUGCAGAAGCUGAUUGAAUGCUGCGAACAAAAGUCGCCCACCAUGAGUGGAUUCUUAAGUGCUCUGGAAUCUUCCGGCUGGUUAAAGCACAUUCGAUCGAUACUGGAUACAUCGUGUUUCAUUGCGAACGCUGUCGACAAGGGCAUUUCCGUCGUUGUACACUGCUCGGAUGGUUGGGAUCGUACGGCACAAGUCUGCUCGCUGGCCGCACUUAUGCUCGACCCAUAUUACCGAACCAUUAAGGGAUUUCAGGCACUGAUUGAAAAGGAUUGGCUUGCGUUCGGUCACAAGUUCAGCGAUCGGUGCGGCCACAUCCAGAACGACCCGAAGGAGGUGUCGCCCGUGUUUACCCAGCUGCUCGAAUGCACCUGGCAGCUGAUGCAGCAGCGUAACGAUGCGUUCGAGUUUAACGAGCGGUUUCUGCUGAUCCUGCACGAUCACGUCAUGUCCUGCCAGUACGGUACGUUCGUGGGCAACUGUGAGAAGGACCGGCUGGAUCUGCGGCUAGCGGACAAAACGUUCUCGCUCUGGGGCUACAUGUCGAACCAUCUGAACGAGUACAUCAAUCCGCUGUAUCGGCCGGAGAUGGAUGAAACGAUCAAACCGAACCUUGCACCGCAAAACAUAAAGUUUUGGCGCGGCAUGUACAGCCGGUUCGAGAGCGGCAUCCAUCCGCGGGAACCGUUGGAGGAUUUGUUGAUCGCUAGCAAGGAUCACUGUACCUCGCUGGAAGAUCACGUGCAGCAUUUGACGAAGCGUAUCAAUAGCUUCAAGAACAUGCUUUCCAAGUCGGCCAAACGGUUGCAGGGUGGCAGUGCGGCACUACAGUCCCGGUACAGUGCGGCGGACCAAACACGGGGGCCUAUCGAGGUGAACGAUAAUCGGUACAAUUACGACCGGAAGCUAAGCGAGCUGUCGGCGGCGGACGACGAUCAUCCGCUGAAGACGAGCGAUUUUUCCUUCUCCAAUCUAUCGAUUUCCGAGUACAACAAUGAGGCGGACAAGGUGAACGAAGACAUCAACUCGGUUGCGGUCGAAUGGAAAUCGCUCCGGUCGGUCGUCAACUGUCCCACCUGCUCCAUACCGUUCGAUCAAAUCACGAAGAAGAACCAUUGUUGGAAGUGUGGCGAAGUAUUCUGCGGUCGAUGCAUCGAUAAGACGGUAACGCUUCCCGGGCACGAAAGCGGUAAUCCGGUGCCAGUCUGCCGGCAGUGUUUCCGUGUCGUACAGCAAGUGAGCCCAUAAACAAGCGAUCUCCAUCUACAUUCCUCGAUUGAUUCGAUUUAGCUUGUAAGUGAGCUACAGUCUACCGUGUGUUACACCUUGCUACCACAACUACCUAUAUUGGCGGAUGGCUUUGUGAUGUACAAACGAUAAAAUUACUAUCCGACUGUGAGGCUAUCUGGGGGGGUGUUUGCAAAAGUUUUCAGUUGAAAUAGACCAAAGUACCACCACCUGGAACGACGUCGUUUGAUGUGUAUGUAUUCAAGACUUGUGGCGAGCGUUUGCUAGAACGCAGUAACGGAUGAAGGGUGAGGGACGAGGGAUAAAUCCUUUGCAGAAUGGCUGUCAAUCUUAGCUGUUAAUUUACUGUUAGUCAUAAGUAAUAUAGCUAAUGUAACCUGAAACCCACACUCACACACACCUACAAAAUGCAUCAUAUAACGCUGAUCGACAACCGAUAGUGUUUCGUUCGACUACCCACAAUCACACUGUUAGAACACACAAUAUUCUUAAGCGUAAAUGUGUACAAUGAUUUAGUUUAAGUUGCCGAGGUUAAAAUUCAUAUUUAUCUUGCAAAGCUAAACAAAAAUAUGCGAGCUUUUGCUUGGCUUGGACAGACACACUCUUCGGUAUGAUGGUGCUGCAAGAGUUGCUUUAUCGAUGGCUGUAACGGACGGGAGACAAAUUUUGCAGAUUGUUAGCUAUAUAUAAAAGCACACGACGACGACAAAAACAAGGGGUCGGUUGGUUCAGAGACAGAAGUGAAAGCCUUUUGUGUAAGUAUAGGCAUCAGAUGCAUCCUUCCGCGCUUUGGUGACUGACGUAGUUUUCACCGUUGUUGUACACCGUUCCGUUUCCUGUUUGUAGGUGUAUAAAGCGUGCACCCUAACCUUUGACACAGUAUUUCAGCUUCGAUCGGGGGAAAAAAACAUUCUUUAGCCAGCGGGAGAGAGUAGCGGGAGCUUGUAAGGGGAAAUAGUUUUCGAUUAUUGCGCCAAAAAUUACUAGCAACGAAACAGAACUGCGGACAGCCGGCAUAUAGCUAUCUACAAUAUAUCUGUAAACUGUAUGUGUAAUCUAAGACAAGAAAAAAACGCAAAAAACACACACACACAAAUCUGUUGCUCUCAAGUAAAAUAAACGUAUUUAAUAAACAGAGUAUAAAUAUGAUACAGAGAA
Anopheles stephensi (Asian malaria mosquito) is the source of this 3655-nucleotide messenger RNA. RefSeq names its product myotubularin-related protein 8-like. Gene Ontology annotation, molecular function: phosphatase activity; metal ion binding. The record is from RefSeq and is a predicted model, not a curated record. Gene Ontology annotation, biological process: dephosphorylation. Lineage: Eukaryota; Metazoa; Arthropoda; Insecta; Diptera; Culicidae. Bases 416 to 2497 code for a protein of 693 amino acids. The transcript is spliced from 9 exons.